Electrophorus electricus (electric eel) is the source of this 2308-nucleotide messenger RNA. RefSeq names its product secernin 3 (gene scrn3). The record is from RefSeq and is a predicted model, not a curated record. Gene Ontology annotation, biological process: proteolysis. NCBI's taxonomy places the organism in Eukaryota, Metazoa, Chordata, Actinopteri, Gymnotiformes, Gymnotidae. Gene Ontology annotation, molecular function: dipeptidase activity; cysteine-type exopeptidase activity.
AUAUAUAGCUGGGUGCGUUUUAGGAAACGCGUACCUGGCGUUUAUUUUUCCUAAGAAAUGAAAGAGAAAGACAGGCAGGGUUUGUAAGUAACAACUGACCCGAGUCAGCACCUUUCACGCAGUAGGUUGUCUUGUCGUUACCAUCAGGAUGAAUCCCUCCUCCUGCGAUACGUUCGUCGCCUUGCCUCCGUCUACAGACGGUCAACGAAUUAUCUUCGGCAAAAACUCAGACAGACCCUGCGAUGAGGUACAGGAGGUAGUCUACUUCCCUGCCAAGGACUACAGUCCAGGAGCAAAAGUAGAGUGCACAUACAUGGAGAUAGAGCAGGCGGCCCAUACCCAUGCUGUAGUGCUGAGUCGCCCUGCCUGGCUCUGGGGAGCUGAAAUGGGGGCCAACGAGCACCAAGUGUGCAUCGGAAACGAGGCGGUGUGGGGGAGAGAAAGCACUGAUGAGGAGGAGGCACUACUGGGCAUGGACCUGGUCAGACUGGGUCUGGAGAGAGCAGACAGUGCCGAGAAGGCAGUGGAUGUGAUAGUGGAGCUCCUGGAUAAAUAUGGACAGGGAGGUAACUGCAUGGAGGAUGAGUGCACGUUUACCUACCAUAACAGCUUCCUCAUAAGCGACCGCACCGAGGCCUGGGUGCUGGAGACCUCUGGGAAAUACUGGGCCGCAGAGAGAGUACAAGACGGAUAUCGUAAUAUUUCCAACCAGUAUUCCAUCACCACAAAGAUUGACAAGGAGCACCCAGGGAUGCGGGAUUACGCGCGGGAGAGGGGCUGGUGGGAUGGCCAGGUGGAAUUCAGUUUUGCGGAGGUGUACUCCUUCCUUACCAAAGGCCGGAUAGAGGCCUCCGCGAGCCGCUACUGUGAAGGACGCCGGCUGCUGGAGAAGAGCAAAGGCCGCAUCAGCGCGCAGACCAUGAUGGACAUUUUGCGAGACAAAGAGAGUGGCAUAAAUAUGGAAGGCAUGUUUAUGACGACCGGAAGCAUGGUGUCUGUGGUCCCCAAGGACUUGUCCCUGCCUGCGGUCCACUUCUUCACUGCAACACCUGACCCAGAAAGGUCUGUAUUCAAGCCUUUUAUCUUUGUGGCUGACAUAAAGCAGCUGAAACAUACGUGCUCUCCAUGUUUUGGCGAGGAAGACCCAGUUAAGAGGAAGCCUCGCUUUAAGAGCAAACCCAUCCGUAAACAUCCCCUGUUUGUAAAGCACGAGGUGGUGGCUGCCAUAAUAGACAGCACAAGGGAGAGAGGACAGAGAAUUGUGCAAAAGAUGAGGGAGCUGGAGAAACAGAAGGUGGAGGAAACAGAGAAGUACCUGAGUGCAGGUGUAGAAGACGCCACGGUGCUGGUCCAUCUGUUCUCAAAUACUGUCGAGGAAGAGUUCAAAGUUUAUAGCAAAGCCUGAAUCAGGCUGAGAUAUUAAUUUGCACACUAUUCUAAAGCAAGUUAUUCUUCUAAUGUGUUGAAUUAUUUUAAUAAAACAGGUAUAACUACAUGUUCUGAACAGUAUAAGCCAGGUUAGAGAAUGAUCACUUGUGAAAGGAUCUUAAAAAUUGUCAGUCCUGUGAUCCAGUUAGGAAAGCUUGUGAACAACCAUCAAACACCAAGCACCAUUAGUGUAAUGUUCAAAGAACACAUAAUAUUCUUCUGUUUUUGGGUUGUGGAAGUGUUUCCAGUAUAUGAUACACAGUAUCCACCACUGUGAAUAAAAGCAGGAGUUGCAGUUUUGUUAGGGACUUUCAUAGGUAAAUAAAUAAAUGAAGCUGAGUGGAUUUGAAAAUAUAGUUUAUUCACUAACCAAGUAAAAUAUUACCUAAAGUAAACAAUGCCAGGAGCUCUAUAACCUUAAUGUAAAACCUAGAGUACAAAGUGCAUGAUCUGCAUAAACUAAAAGUACCAAAAAAUAAUCUUGUGUAUUUCUCAGUAUGUCAACAUGUUGAGCUGUUACUACAGUGCUUGACUACCUGUUAACCUUCUAUAGGCGGCUGGGAUUCACUCAUUUUAUCGCAUCAGUUCAGAUGAUAAACAGUUUACCACAGCUUUGGCUUUCAGGAUAUAACAUUGACCAUUAAAGACUACUGUGGAUAACCUAAUAAGGAACAGAGCAGUUUUUAUUUUGAGUGUACAUUCUUUCCUUUACAAACCUUUCUGGAAGGCCUCAAGUAUAUUUUUAAUGUUACUGUCCAAUGGAAUUUGUAUAGACCAUCUCUAUUUAGAUAUUUUAAACACUUUGAACACAAGGAUUCAUCAUUUGUUCCAAAGACAAAAACAGACCUGAUGGAGUAAUAAAACAGUAUUACAUUAUUAA